AUGUGUGAAUUUAGGCCGGAAAAUAAAACAACCAAGGAAGAACGGAGAUCGGGAGUAGCAUCAAAACCACAGAAAGAUACGCAUAGGGACGAGUCGCCUCCACCGUCUGUGCCGAAGCGGUUACCAUCAAAAGCAGUUGUAACAAAAGCGAGGAUUUCCAAUCCCUAUGAUAAAUCGCAACUGACUCUUCAUGAAGGUGAUAUAGUGGUUGUAACAAAGAUGUUUGCAAAUGGACAAUGGCAUGGUGAAUGUAAGGGCAAGGAGGGAUUGUUUCCAAACAGAUAUGUGCAAUUUCUUGACGAAAUGUGAACAUUAUUUUCAUAUA
Molecule: messenger RNA, 325 nt
Organism: Ruditapes philippinarum (Manila clam)
Lineage: Eukaryota; Metazoa; Mollusca; Bivalvia; Venerida; Veneridae
Product: adapter molecule Crk-like
Exons: 4
Coding region: 1-309 (102 amino acids)
Molecular function (GO): protein binding
Source: RefSeq, a predicted model, not a curated record